Epinephelus fuscoguttatus (brown-marbled grouper) is the source of this 1221-nucleotide messenger RNA. It is a transcript of the gene foxg1c, whose product is annotated as forkhead box G1c. Gene Ontology annotation, molecular function: DNA-binding transcription factor activity; sequence-specific double-stranded DNA binding. Gene Ontology annotation, cellular component: nucleus. Gene Ontology annotation, biological process: regulation of transcription by RNA polymerase II. The transcript has a single exon. The coding region runs from base 1 to 1221 and encodes 406 amino acids. Lineage: Eukaryota; Metazoa; Chordata; Actinopteri; Perciformes; Serranidae. The record is from RefSeq and is a predicted model, not a curated record.
AUGGAGGACUUGAAAACACCGGACCGACUUUUCCACAAGUCCUCAUUCAGCAUCAGCAGCCUGUUGUUGAGACGAGAAGGAGUGAUGAGUGACCAGGAGUCUCCUUCUCCGUCCCAGAAACUGCGCUCCGCACAUCAAGGGAAAUCCAAUCAGGAGGAAAACUUUGACAGUGAGAAGAACUCCGAAACCCCAAAACUGUGCACUAAAGCAGAGACCAAGGCGGUGACUGCAAAUGGAAAACGAGAAGGAAAUAAAGGAGAGUCGAAGAAAAGCGUUGGAUCAGAAGAAAGCGUCAAACCUGAGAAACCUCCUUUCAGUUAUAAUGCGCUCAUCAUGAUGGCAAUCCGCCAGAGCCCGGAACGACGGCUCACACUCAACGGCAUCUAUGAGUUUAUCAUGGACAACUUUCCAUACUACCGACAGAACAGACAAGGAUGGCAAAAUUCAAUCAGGCACAACUUGAGUCUUAAUAAGUGUUUUGUGAAAGUGCCGCGCCACUAUGAUGACCCGGGGAAAGGCAACUACUGGAUGCUGGACCCCUGCAGCGAGGACGUCUUCAUAGGUGGCACAUCAGGGAAGCUCCGGCGCAGGGCCGCAGCUGGCUCCAGGACCAAGCUGGCGCUGAAAAGGGGAGGAGGUCGCCUGAUGUCCUCCAGCACUGCAACCAGUGUGACUUUGGCCGCUGCGGGUUCGUUUUACUGGCCGGUGCCGCCGUUUCUGCCUCUCCAAACACCAGUGCGCACCCACCUUGGCACAGGGACUUAUCUGAGCGCUCACCCCCGCUUUCCAAACCACGCCACAUCCAUGGUGUCACAGCGGUCCCGGCUGAGCGCAACAAGUGCUGCAGACGCGGACCGGUUCGUGCAGACGCACCAGGAGAUGUCUUACAUUGGACUCAGUUGCGCGCAAUCCCGACGCCAUCAGAUUGGCACCGCCUGCACCGCUUUCUCCACAGCCAUCCCCGCGUGCACCUUGCCGCUGUCGGAUCCCUACUCUUUUAACAUGAUCUCCGGACAAGCCAGCUACUUUUACUCUCACCAAAUACCAUGUGCCGCAACGUUUAGUCCGUGCCAAGAGGAGUGCGCCACGUCUAAGGCGUCUCCGGGACAAUUUUUAUCCAAGAACGGCCACUCAGACCUCGGGGGAUUCUGUAAUGACUUUCCAAAUUACUGCCCUCAAGUCAGCUCAAGCCCUCCUUCGUCCUGGAAUAUAGAAAAGUAG